This is a messenger RNA of Penicillium argentinense, 510 nucleotides long. RefSeq lists its product as uncharacterized. The record is from RefSeq and is a predicted model, not a curated record. The coding region runs from base 1 to 510 and encodes 169 amino acids. Lineage: Eukaryota; Fungi; Ascomycota; Eurotiomycetes; Eurotiales; Aspergillaceae. The transcript has a single exon.
AUGAAACCCUCUACCGUUUUCUCGGCCUUCGUCACCCUGGCCCUUGCAACCGCCAUCCCCGUCUCCGAACCAGAGACUGGUACCGAGGUAGACAACACCCUGACCCGUCGAGACCCCUCGGACGAAUCCGGCAACUCUCAAUUCGUCCUCCAAUGCGAAGGAGAAACCCUUCCUGCCCCCGGUGGCGCAAGUGGAGAAGGAGAAGGAGGAUCCAGCUACUUCGACAAGAACCUGCUUUUCAAUGCGCAGGGUGCAAAGAUUGAGCCUGAAGCUUGUACCUCUGACGGAUCCACCUGCAGUAACUGUCUCUUCUCUGGUGGUGGUCUUAGCUCGCCUACCAAUGUGACUGGAUGCUGGAACCCGCCUGGUGGUCAAAGGGGAUGUCAAUUGAGCUUUAAGUAUAACGGCUAUGAUUAUGAUACAGAGAAGGGCGAGUCGAAGUGUGGUCAUCUUUCGGGAUUCAAGCCUUUCGCGUUUGAUCUGAGUGCUGUUUGUUAUUUCGAUGUUUGA